AUGGAUAAGCUGGUAUCCCGACGAAAUGCAUUGCUAAUGCAGUUGAAAUGGGAGCGCUCGGAAGCAGACAAAAUUCAUGACCGGAUCGGUGAAGCAGUUGAUCGGCUUGACCAGUUGAAAGAGAUUGCUGAUAACUUUCGGAAAACGCAACGAGAAAUAGAAGAAAAUCAACCUGAUGCAGAGGCGAUUGCGUCAGUGCACAAUUAUCGAGAGGAAUUUACUGCUAACUAUUAUCGCGCAAAAGAUUGUUUGGAGCAUUAUUUAACACAAUUGAAGGAGGAUAGUAUAGACACAGCUUCCAUAACUAGUGAAAACACGGUUGUCAAUACAUGCCAGGACCUGAAGGAAGCGAUGAAAAUGCUGCUAGAAUCUCAGCGAACGAUGAUGCUAGCAAACCAGCUUGGAGGAAAUGUCGAUUCAGCAGGAGGAGAACAGGUAUCGAAUCGUUCACCCCAGUCAGUAGUUAGACUUCCCCCGAUAAAUGUACCAACGUUUAGUGGCGAAAGAAAACAUUGGAGGUCAUUCAAAGACAUCUAUGAGACAACAAUUCAUAAUCGAAUGGAUUUGAAAGAUUCGAUGAAAAUGCAGUAUUUGGUGUCAUAUUUGGAAGGCGACGCGAGGCGACUGGUCAGUUCGUUCCCGAUUUCGGAUGCCAACUACAGAGAAGCAUGUUCAACUCUUACAAAUUUUUACGACAAGAAAAAGUACACUGUGUUUGCUUUGGUGCGAGAGUUCGUGGAUCAAUCGGCGAUAAAUACUGCCAGUUCGAGCAAUCUGCGAAGGUUAGUUACGACAUCUGAUGACGUAGUCCGUCAACUUAACGCGCUUGGAGAUGAAUUCAACACUCGCGAUCCGUGGCUGAUCCACCUAUUAUUGGAAAAAAUAGACAAGGAAACUCGUUCGCUGUGGGCGCAAAGAAUUAUUGACAUGGAGAAUCCGACGUUCGAAGAGUUUUUGAAAUUCUUGGAUGAUCGAUGUGAUGCUUUGGAAACGUGUACUGCGUUUUCUAAGAAACCAGAUGGGGGAAAGGAGUUAGCAAAAAAGCAGCCGCCGAUGGAGAAGAAAUUGCAGUCUUUGCAUACUGCAAAAGCAGUAGAAAAGUGCGCGAAAUGCUCCAGUGAGCAUCCCGUUUAUCAGUGUUCUGAAUUUAAAAAGUUAGACAUUCAAUCUAAACGUGAUUUAGUGCAGAAAGCAAAGUUGUGUUAUAAUUGUUUGCGUUCUUCGCAUAUCGUUAAAGAUUGCUCGUCGAAAUCUUCGUGCCGUACGACAGAUUGUAAAAAACGGCAUCAUACACUACUAUGUCCGUUAGUGGAUGGUUCGAGAGAUAAACAUACGGAGAAGAGUGAAACGAGUAACAAUCCUCCAGAAGUUACUGAACCAGUCAUCAACGUGCAUGUUACUCAAGUGCCAAAGGAACCGCAACAGUUCGUUCCAAUACUUCCGACUGCCAUUGUCCGUGUACAAGGGAGUGACGGAAACUUACAGCAUGCACGUGCGUUACUCGAUUCUGGUUCUGAAGCAUCGUUAAUUUCGGAAUCAUGCGCCAAUAAACUCGGUUUAUCGCGCAGCAGUGGCAAAUUUUUGGUUUCUGGGUUAGGCCAGCAACAAGCUGGAACGACUCGAGGGCUUGUUCGUCUUGCUUUAGCUAAUCGAUUCAGUGAUACGAUUCUUCUGCAAACGAAGGCCUUCGUGAUGGGCAAACUAACCUCAACGUUGCCUACACAGAAUUUCAAAAUGAAUGCGAAUAUUGAGCAAGUGCGGAUGUGUCUGGCAGAUCCAAACUUCAAUCAACCGGGUCACAUCGACAUCAUUCUAGGUUCGGAUGUCUUUCUUGCUCUCCUGGUAGCGGGGCAAGUCAAGGACAACUUGGGCAUUCCUGUGGCCCAGAACACCAUAUUUGGAUGGAUUAUUUCGGGAAAUCAUGCUAUUUAUACUUCGGAAGUUCGCAGUAACCAUUCAAUCAUCAACCUGCAUUGCGAUGUGGAUAUCAACCGCACUUUGCGGCAAUUUUGGGAAGUGGAGGAGGUUCCGAAGCAGCCGGAACUCACCACUACAUAG
Molecule: messenger RNA, 2058 nt
Organism: Malaya genurostris
Lineage: Eukaryota; Metazoa; Arthropoda; Insecta; Diptera; Culicidae
Exons: 1
Coding region: 1-2058 (685 amino acids)
Source: RefSeq, a predicted model, not a curated record